This is a messenger RNA of Mesocestoides corti, 246 nucleotides long. NCBI's taxonomy places the organism in Eukaryota, Metazoa, Platyhelminthes, Cestoda, Cyclophyllidea, Mesocestoididae. The record is from the annotation of a GenBank genome assembly.
AUGUCUGCCCCGUUUUCAAAUACGCGUUUGCGUGUGCCACCUGGAUUUGCAAAUAUCCUGUGGUGUUUCUCUCGAGAAGUUUUACGACUUCAGCCUACCGACAUUCUUAAAUUUGGCAUGGAAUACUUCGACUACUUGCUCCGCCUGCGGUUGGAAACUGGUGAAGAAGAUGUUGCGAAACUCGGAGUUAUGCUUGAUGACAGAUACUACAACAACCGUUCGUAUAUGGUAGGUUUGUCCCCAUAG